Molecule: messenger RNA, 1922 nt
Organism: Pteronotus mesoamericanus
Lineage: Eukaryota; Metazoa; Chordata; Mammalia; Chiroptera; Mormoopidae
Gene: CLEC14A
Product: C-type lectin domain containing 14A
Exons: 1
Coding region: 30-1442 (470 amino acids)
Biological process (GO): cell migration
Cellular component (GO): external side of plasma membrane; extracellular matrix
Molecular function (GO): extracellular matrix protein binding; extracellular matrix binding
Source: RefSeq, a predicted model, not a curated record
GGAGCAGCUGUUAGCGCGGGGCCUCCACGAUGAGGCCGACGCUUACCCUAUGCCUCCUCUGGCAGGCCUUCUGGCCGGGUCCGAGCCGUGGCGAGCACCCCACUGCGGACCGCGCGGGCUGCUCCGCCUCGGGGGCCUGCUACAGCCUGCAUCACUCGACCAUCAAGCGGCAGGCGGCCGAGGAGGCCUGCAACCUGCGCGGCGGGGCGCUCAGCACCGUGCGUGGAGGCGCCGAGCUCCGCGCAGUGCUCGCUCUCCUUCGGGCAGGCCCGGGUCCCGGAGGGGGCUCCAAAGACCUUCUGUUCUGGGUGGCGCUGGAGCGCAAGCGAUCCCACUGCACCCUGAAGGACGAGCCGUUGCGAGGUUUCUCCUGGUUGUCCCCCGACGUCGGCGGGUCCGAAAUCGACACGCUGCGGUGGGUGCAAGAGCCCCAACCCUCCUGCACUGUGAGGAGUUGUGCGGGACUCCAGGCCACCGGGGGAGUAGAGCCGGCAGGCUGGAAGGAGAUGGGCUGCUACAGACGCGCCAACGGCUACCUGUGCAAGUAUCAGUUUGAGGGCUUGUGCCCCGCACCUCGCCCCGGCGCUGCCUCUAACUUGAGCUACCGCGCGCCCUUCCAGCUGUACAGCGCGGCGCUGGACUUCAGUCCCCCCGGGACCAAGGUGAGUGCGCUCUGCCCCGGGCAGCAGUCCAUCACAGCCACUUGCAUCGUGGACGAGGUCGGCGCUCGCUGGGACGGGAUACCCUCCGGGGCCGUGCUCUGUCCCUGCCCUGGGAGGUACCUCCGUGCUGGCAAAUGCUCCGAGUUCUCUGAUUGCCUAGACGACUCAGAAGGCUUUGCCUGUGAGUGUGCUGCGGGCUUCCUUCUGGGGAAAGACAGACGCUCUUGUGUAAUCAAUGGAGAAGGACAACUUAACCCCGAGGGAACCAAGGUGCCUACCAGUCACCCGCCGGCCACUGGAGCAAGUCCCAUGCCGAGGAGAACGUGGUCACCCAGGGUCCAUGAGAAACAAGGAGAGAUACCCCAUAUCCCUGGACAAGGCAGUUCAGCAACAUAUAUUCCCGACAUUCCUGGGUGGGAAGCACAGAGCACGAUGCCUACCCUUCAAAUGUCCCCUCAAUCCAACUCAAAGGCUGCCAUCACUUCUUCAGGAAGCGUUAUUAUUCCCAAGUCUAAUUCCACGUCUUCCUCUGACAUUCCCCAGGUUUCGGACUCCUCCUCCACCGUGGUCUUCAUACUUGCGAGCAUAGCAGUAGUAGUGUUGGUGAUCUUGACCAUGACAGUACUGGGGCUUUUCAAACUCUGUUUUCACAAAAACCCUUCCUCCCAGCCACGAAAGGGGCCUUUGGCCUCUCCUGGUGUGGAGAGUGAUGCUGAGGCCACUGAUCUGCGUUCCAGUUCGGCACAUUAUGCAGACAAUGGGGUGAAGGUCUCAGUCUGAGGGACAGAGCAGAGGGCGCCUCGCUGACUGGGUCUUCUUUGGGCUCCGGAGAUACAUAGGGAAACUGGACAGCGAGCUAUUAUUGUGUGCAGAUUUUCACUUUCAGUGAAAAGGGAAAAGGAAAAGAGGAGCUUAUCUGUGGAACUGACAACUCCUACAGAAGUUCCCUUCCCCUAAAUUCCCUCUACUCCACCGAGGAGGAGCUACAUCAGAACUGGGGGCUCCUUCUCUAUCUAAUACUGAAGAAGUGGAAGUACCUUAGGGUGGUACAGGGGGGCCCGGGAUUCCAUUGGGGAGAGCUAUUAUCUUGUGUUUAUCCUGGGGGAUUUCAAGAAGUGAUUGAACCUUUUAAGACAUUGGAAGCAAACAGAAAACAAUACAAUUUUUAAAAAUUUUAUUUUCACCUUGAUGGAAAGAAAAACUCUUCCUACUCUGUUUUGACUGGGGGUAUAUUGGUUUAAAAUUCCCAGAUAAUCAAUA